Rhinolophus ferrumequinum (greater horseshoe bat) is the source of this 945-nucleotide messenger RNA. RefSeq names its product olfactory receptor 5D14-like. Gene Ontology annotation, molecular function: odorant binding; olfactory receptor activity; G protein-coupled receptor activity. Gene Ontology annotation, cellular component: membrane. The record is from RefSeq and is a predicted model, not a curated record. NCBI's taxonomy places the organism in Eukaryota, Metazoa, Chordata, Mammalia, Chiroptera, Rhinolophidae. Gene Ontology annotation, biological process: sensory perception of smell; G protein-coupled receptor signaling pathway.
AUGGCUGCAAGAAAUCUGAGUGUGGAGACAAUCUUUAUCCUUUUGAGUUUCACAGAUUACCCCGCACUGCAGAUUCCUCUCUUCCUUGUGUUUCCUUCUGUGUAUACAAUCACAGUGGUAGGAAAUCUCAGAAUGAUAGUAACCAUCAAGAUGAACCCCAAAUUUCACACCCCCAUGUACUUUUUCCCUAGUCACCUUUCUUUUGUUGAUUUUUGUUACUCUUCCAUCAUUACUCCCAAGCUGCUUGAGAACUUGGUCAUGGCCGAUAAAAGCAUCUUCUACUCCAGCUGCAUGCUGCAAUACUUCCUGUCCUGUACUGCUGUGGUGACUGAGUCCUUCUUGCUGGUAGUGAUUGCCUAUGACUGCUUUGUGGCCAUCUAUAAUCCUCUGCUUUAUACAGUGGCCAUGUCACAGAGGCUCUGUGCCCUGCUCAUGGCUGGGUCAUAUCUCUGGAGUUGGAGUAUGCUUGGCCCCUUGGUACUCCUUUGCUAUGCUCUACAACUAAACUUUUUUGUAUGUAAUGUAAUUAAUCACUUUUUCUGCGAAUAUACCACUCUCAUUGCUGUCUCGAGCUCUGAUAUACAUAUUCCCCUCCUGCUGCUCUUUGGUUUUGUCACCUUAAAUGAAGUGAGUACACUACUGAUCAUCCUUGCUUCACACAUUUUUAUUUGUGUGACUGCACUAAACAUCUGUUAUGCCAGGGGGCGUCACAAAGCCUUCUCCACCUGUGUCUCCCACCUGACCACCAUCAACAUCUUCCAUGGGACUAUCCUUUCUCUCUACUGUGUGCCCAACUCUAAAAACUCUCGGCAAACCGCCAAAGUGGCCUCUGUCUUUUACACAGUAGUCCAUCCCAUGCUGAACCCUCUGAUCUACAGCCUGAGAAAUAAAGAUGUAAAGGAUGCCUUCUGGAAAUUCGUAGACACAAAAGUCCCAUCUCAUUGA